GUUGCCUCACAUUGAGAAUAGUCUGUACUCUUCUGCCAUCACGUGUACCAAAUAACCUUUUUUGUGAUUCCGCUGAGACAAAAAGGUACCCCCAACCGGAUCUCAGCUUUGCAUCCGUCAACUGUCCAAAUGGCCCAACUAAUGACUUCAUCACAACUUCGCAUGCCUCUUACUGUUCGUCGAAUACUACGGAUUUUAACCGAUCCAUACUUCCUGUCGUUAGCCAUUCCAGUCUGCGUUACAGGGACCGUAUAUGGAGUUUGGAAGCUGUACUGGCGAAGAAAACUUCCUCAACGAAUUCUAGACCAGCACACCGUACAAUACUUCAAAUUGGUCGAAAAACUCCCAGUCUCUCACAACACCGCUAUUUAUCGGUUUGCUUUACCAUCCAAGACCGCGGUCCUCGGUCUGCCAAUUGGACAACACAUUUCUCUAGUAGUGGAUGUAGAUGGAAGAAGUGUUUCAAGAAGCUAUACACCUACCAGCCAGUUUAAUACCCAAGGACAUUUCGAUCUUAUGAUCAAGUCAUACCCAACUGGAGCGGUCUCAAGUUUCGUAGCAAAGCUAGAUGUUGGCGACACUGUAGGUGUGAAAGGACCAAGAGGCGCCUUCACAUAUACACCGAGAAUGGUGAGGGAAUUAGGCAUGAUCGCAGGUGGAACAGGAAUUACCCCCAUGCUUCAGAUUAUUCGCGCUAUUCUGAGCAACCCUCAUGACCCUACGAAAGUAUCUCUCAUUUUCGCAAAUGUGACAGACGACGACAUAUUGUUACGAGAGGAGCUUGAUGAGCUGGCAAAGCGACAUGACAAUCUGAAAGUAUACUAUGUAUUGAAUAAUCCUCCCGAAGGAUGGACCGGUGGAGUGGGGUUUGUAACGAGAGAGAUGAUUGAAAGAUGGUUACCUCCGCCAGCUAAAGAUAUCAAGAUCCUACUCUGUGGGCCGCCUGCAAUGAUGAAAGCCAUGACCCUCCUCACCAAUGAAAUAGGAUAUGAGCCUACUAGACCAGUUAGCAAACUGACAGAUCAGAUAUAUUGUUUUUAGAUUGAAUACUUGUCAUAUAAUUUUGAACCUCAUGUAACGAAUAUUUUGAGAAUUUUCAUCCUCCAUCUUUUUUUUUUUUUUUUUUACGCCUGUGCUAAAAUCUUGAUAUACAGUUCGGAGUUUCGCCAUCUC
Messenger RNA from Umbelopsis ramanniana AG, 1173 nucleotides. RefSeq lists its product as uncharacterized. The record is from RefSeq and is a predicted model, not a curated record. The transcript is spliced from 5 exons. NCBI's taxonomy places the organism in Eukaryota, Fungi, Mucoromycota, Umbelopsidomycetes, Umbelopsidales, Umbelopsidaceae. Bases 130 to 1041 code for a protein of 303 amino acids. Gene Ontology annotation, molecular function: oxidoreductase activity.